Messenger RNA from Rattus norvegicus (Norway rat), 10917 nucleotides. The record is from RefSeq and is a predicted model, not a curated record. Lineage: Eukaryota; Metazoa; Chordata; Mammalia; Rodentia; Muridae.
AUGCUGCAGUCUUCAUGCUUCUCUUUGUCGUUUUAACUCCUGUUUCUCUUGUGUUGCUGCUGCGAGUGGUAGGUAAGUAGUAAGGUAGUUAAAGCAGACACCUUAAUUGAUUUACUCGUCACCUUGCAUAUUGAACACUUUCCCCCUCUGUUGGAGUUUAGGAGUUAAAAGACUUCUGUGUAAUUAUUUUCUUUUCCUCAAUCUCUGAACAGACAUUUUACUAUGAGCCGGCAAGGACCCCAGCACACAGUUCGGUACCAGCCUGUUCAGUUCACCGAAGAGCUCUGAAUGCCCAGAUUGUGCAUAUACUAACAUACGUUUUCCCUAAAUGCAUAAUUAGGACUCUACAGGGGUUCUGAUGUCAAUAGGAGACUAGACCUGUAGUCUUUUGGUGUGGGUUAUUAGUAGUUUAUUUCUAAGAUUUUUCUAAGCAUAUUAAUGCCGUCCAUUCCUUUUAACUAGAGGAAGAGAUUAUUACGCUAUCCCAUAUCUGUCUUUUGUCUAGAGCAGUGGUUCUCAACCUUCCUGAUGCUGUGACACUUUAUUUUUAAAGAUUUAUUUAUUUAUUUUAUUUGUAUGAUUACACUGUGGCUGUCUUCAGACACACCAGAAGAGGAGAUCAGAUCCUAUUACAAAUAGCUGUGAGCCACCACGUGGUUGCUGGGAAUUGAACUCAGGACCUCUGGAAGAGCAGUCAAUGCUCCUAACUGCUGAACCAUCUCCCCAACAGCUGUGACACUUUUAAUACAGUUCCUUAGUUGUGGUGCCUUCCAACCAAAAAUUAUUUUUGUUGCUACUUCAUAACUGUAAUUUUGCUACUGUAAUGAAUUGUAAUGUAAAUAUCUGAUAAGCAGGAUUUCUGAUAUGUGACUCCUAUGAAAGGAUUGUUCAAUCCCCAAAGGGGUCUCGACUCAUAGGUUGAGAAUCGCUGAUCUAGACAAAGUUAGAAAAGAUUUAAACCAUUAGGUGGAUUUUUGUUUCUGUUCUCUCUUUAGUCUUAAGUACAACAUGUGUUUCUCUUUAAAAGUUUAUUUUUGGUAAUCAGAGUUGAACCUAGGCCCUUAAGUGCCAAGCAAGUGCCCUACUUCUUGUACCGACAGGACCUUGUUGUUCUCCUGUACCACACCGACCUCCUGUUUGCUGGUUUACUUACUUCUCUCUCGUGUGGUCUCACUAAAUUAGCUAGGCUAGCCUUGAAUUUGCAGUAGUCCUCCCUGAGCCUCCUCAGUAGCUUCCGUAGCAGGUGAGUGCCACCAGUCCUAUGCAUUUUCAGUUUACAUGGCUGAGUGCUCUUAAAGUGCCAUAGGAGGCUACAGAGAUGGCUAGACAGUUAAGAGCACUUUCCUGCUCUUGCAGAGAGGAACUGGGUUCAAUUCCCAGCACCCACAGGGUGGCUCACAACCACCUGUAACUAAUUCAGGUGAUCUGACAUCUGCUAGCCCAGGAGGGCAGUUAGACACACAAAUGGAGCACAGACAUCCAUGCAUGCAGAGCACCCGUGUACGUAUAAUAAGUUUUAAAUGCUGACUGGUUUUUUGCUUUUGUUAAUGAGAAGUGAUUUCAUAGUAAAUAAAGGUGUUUUUAAAAAGUCAUUGCAGACUUUUUGAAAAAGGUGUCAUUUUAUCAGUAGGCUAUGCAUCGGCCAUUUAAUAAGACUUAACGUCGCAUCUCUGGUAGAGCAGUUUAAAGCACAUAUAUCUAAUUUAAUUUUGUUGCCAAAGCGAGGUACAAAUCAAAUAUUAAUUACUAAAAGUAGAAAAACGAGCUAGAGAAAUGGCUCAACAGAUUCAAGCCUUAGCUGCUUUUUGCAGAGGACCUCGGUUUGGUUUCUAGGACCCACAUGGUGACUAUAACUAUCUGAUCACCAUGGAUAUCAGGUAGUCACGUGGUGCGCACACACAUGCAUGCAAAACAUUCAUACCCAUAAAAUAAAUAAGCCUAAAUUUUUUAAGUGUUAGGACAUCUUAUUAUAGUAGCCUUCAAAAAUAUCUGAUUAAAUUCAAGAAAGUGGGAAUUUAUAAUUUCAGAUACUUAAAAAUAAGAGUAGACACUAAGUGGGUUUGAAAAGUGAGCCCCCGAUUUAAUAAAACAUCCUAUCCCAUUUGAUUGCCUAUCUUUGUGAGGUUUCUUUCAGCUCUAGUAACCAUACAAAUGAAGUCCUGAAGUAAGCGGGACUUACACUAGCUGCCUUGUCAACCUGUGCGUUCCUCGUUCCUUCAGUAGACCUCCUAUAUAAAUAGCCACAUGUCAUCAUUGUACCGUGAUAUCGCUGUCAUUUCCUUUGUUCUGGUCCCACCACUACCACGCUUGGUCUAUUAAAACAAAUCAUCGGGUUGGGGAUUUAGCUCAGUGGUAGAGCACUUGCCUAGGAAGCACAAGGCCCUGGGUUCGGUCCCCAGCUCCGAAAAAAAGAAAAAGAAAAAAAAAAAGAGAGCCAGAGGACCAGAACAUCUGCUCUGAAAUAGUCUCUUUGAAAACAAAAAGAGAACAUGCCACGGGAGUGGGGUAGGAAGAAAGGGGUGGGUCUGGGAAGAACUGGGAGGAGGAGAAGUGGGAUGGUGAAUGUAAUUGAGAUACCUCCUAUAAAAUUCUCAAAGAAUUAAUAAAAAAAAAACAUUAUUUAAAAAAAAAUCAUCACCAGCAUUUAACACUGGGGCUCCUGGGGAUAGAGUGCUUUCUAUAUAUCAUGGGUGACAUUAGGUCUUCUUGAGGAGAAUAGAAACAAGUUUAAGAGAAAGUUGUGUAUCAAGUAAGUGGCAGAAUUGGGCUUGAGCCGUGGAUGUCACUGUGUGCUCUGUGCUCUUUUUCUGUGCCUCCAACUCUCUUGAACCACACAAAUUCACAUGUGUGUGUAUACCUCAUGUCCCACCACUUAAUUGUUCAUUUUUGUUUUGGAAUUUUUCAGGCCAGAAACAUCUCUUUUUAAAUUGACCAUUAUGAAAAAAAAAAUGUUAUCCUUUUCUGUGUCAUGGAAAGAAACCGUUCACACUGCAACCAUUCUCUGCAGAUUUUAGUUAAUGACACUUCACAUAAGAAAUGUUAAAACAACUGGAGCCAUUAUUCUAAAAUAGCAAUGGUAGAGUUUGGAGGAGAGUGUUCCAUUCUUCCUAAAGCAAAAAAGUGUGCUCUGAAAUACAUUGAAGAACUGUUUCUUCUUAGGAUAGAUGAAUAGUGUUAUUGUACAGUUCUUUCGUUUUUCUCUGUGACUGUAGAGGCUGGUACUGCAAGAGACAGCUCCAUCUGCAGCUGGAAUAUUAUUAACAAGUCUACUGACGUGCUAGUGUUCUGUUAAGCCUUAUGUAGUCAGUAUCUCCAGGAGGUCGGCUACACAGAUACUAUUCUAGAUGUGAAGUCCAAGCGUGUGCGGGCAUUGUUGGGCUUUUCAAGUGAUGUCACUGACAGGGAGGAUGACAAAAACCAGGACUCGGUGAUAAAUGGCACAGAGGCUGAAGUUAAAGAGACAGCAAUGAUUGGAAAAUCUGAGUUAACGGAUUCUGCCUCCGUGCUGGACAAUUUCAAAUUCCUUGAAAAUGCAGCUGCAGAUUUCAGUGAUGAAGACGAGGAUGAGGACAUUGAUGGAAGAGAGAAAAGUGUCAUUGAUACUUCAACCAUUGUUAGGAAAAAACCAUUACCUGAUACCAGUGAAGAUCGAGACACAAAAGAAGCUCUGAAGGAGUUUGACUUCCUUGUCGCCUCAGAGGAAGGAGACAACGAGUCCAGAAGUGCAGGCGACGGAACGGACUGGGAAAAGGAAGAUCAGUGUCUGACGCCGGAGGCCUGGAAUGUGGACCAGGGAGUGAUCACCAGACUGAAGGAGCAGUACAAAAAGGAGAGGAAGGGGAAGAAAGGGGUGAAGAGAAAAACUACCGAAGAUCUGUUUCAGCCUCUAUCCUAUAUAAAACAGUCAAAACAGGGAUGUGGGAGAAUGAAGAAGCAAAGCCCAGGGCCCAAUAGGUCAAAACUACAAGAUAUGCUUGCUAAUUUGAGAGACGUUGAUGAACUUCCCUCCUUGCAGCCAUCUGUUGGCUCCCCUUCCAGACCCAGCAGCUCCAGGCUUCCUGAGCAGGACAUCAGUAGGGCAGAUGAAGUGGAAGCAUUGACGUUCCCGCCUUCUUCAGGGAAGUCAUUUAUCAUGGGAGCAGAUGAAGCCCUUGAAAGCGAGCUGGGGCUUGGAGAAUUAGCAGGCCUUACAGUGGCCAAUGAAGCAGACUCAUUAGCUUAUGAUAUAGCGAAUAACAAAGACGCCUUGAGGAAGACGUGGAACCCUAAGUUUACAUUAAGGAGUCACUUUGAUGGCAUCCGAGCCCUUGCUUUCCACCCCAUCGAGCCUGUGUUAAUAACCGCGUCAGAGGACCACACGCUGAAAAUGUGGAAUCUGCAGAAAACAGCCCCAGCUAAAAAGAGUACUUCUUUAGAUGUGGAGCCUAUCUACACCUUCAGGGCUCACAAAGGUCCGGUGCUGUGUGUGGUCAUGAGUAGCAAUGGUGAGCAGUGCUACAGCGGCGGCACUGAUGGCCUCAUCCAGAGCUGGAGCACCACCAAUCCCAACGUCGACCCCUACGAUUCUUAUGAUCCUUCGGUUCUAAGAGGCCCUCUGUUGGGCCACACGGAUGCGGUGUGGGGGCUGGCCUACAGCGCGGCCCACCAGCGCUUGUUGUCCUGUUCAGCAGACGGCACUCUUCGUCUAUGGACCACCACUGAGGUUGCUCCAGCGCUGACUGUAUUUAAUGAUAACCAAGAACUGGGAAUCCCUGCUUCUGUGGAUCUGGUGAGCAGUGACCCGAGCCAUAUGGUAGCAUCGUUCAGCAAGGGAUAUACAAGCAUCUUCAACAUGGAAACACAGCAGCGAAUUCUCACGUUAGAAUCCAAUGUCGAUUCAACGGCCAGUUCUUCCUGCCAAAUAAACAGAGUCAUCAGUCACCCCACCCUCCCGAUCAGCAUCACUGCUCACGAGGACAGGCACAUCAAGUUCUACGAUAACAACACAGGCAAACUGAUCCACUCGAUGGUGGCCCACCUGGAAGCCGUUACAAGUUUGGCGGUUGAUCCCAACGGCCUGUACCUGAUGUCUGGCAGUCAUGACUGUUCAAUACGCUUGUGGAAUUUAGAAAGUAAGACGUGUAUCCAGGAGUUCACAGCUCAUCGGAAAAAGUUUGAAGAGUCGAUCCAUGAUGUAGCAUUCCACCCUUCUAAAUGCUAUAUAGCCAGCGCUGGAGCCGACGCCCUGGCUAAGGUCUUUGUAUGAUGGGGUACUUCAGCUUCACCCUGCAGCUCUUACAAGUCAACCGCACACAGGAAACGGAAGACCAGGGCGGGAGCCAGCUCGCCCUGCCCUUUUGUUUGGCUGAGGGAGCACAGAGACCUCUGUUAAAGUACAGUUUUGCAGUUCCUAUACAGUUUUCUAAAAUUAAGGUUUGUUCAGGUUGCUGCAAGCUCAGCUGAACCUGUGAGCCCGAAACUUUCAGAUCCCCCCAAAGAGGCACUUUUAUUUCUGAGGUUGUUCUCACUCGCUAGGCGGGCCCGAGCGUUCGUUCUCCCUUUUGAGUAAGCAGGGCAUGCUGUAAUGGAUAAUUAGAGGUGAAUGCCGGGAAUGAGUAGAAUGGAAACUUAACUAUCCUUCCACCCCGAGACAUCUGCUACCACACUAGGUAGUCAGCUCUGCGGCUGUGUGUGCUCUACUAACCCCACUGUGUAGAAGGAGACAGUGUGUGUCAGUGUUCACAUGAGGUCCUCCCGCUGCUGUCCUCUCAGCCGUUCUCAUGAAGCACAGGGAAGAGUGUUCCUUCCACCUGUUAGGAGGAAGAGAUGCAAUAAUAUGUUAAUUAUAUGAUAUUCAGAAAUGCUAAACAAAUACUUAAUUUGCAAGCAAAUUUCUAUAUUGUAUUACAAUUUUGAAAGUAGAUAUGGAACAUUCUAAAGUUUAGCUGUGAGGCACUCGCAGUCAGGAAUGGUGAAUGGAGUCUGCUUUUACUAAAGGUGUUUAACUCAUCCAGGUUUGAGAUCCUGUUUAUUUUUAAGGGCAAACAGGGCAUAUUUCUACAAUUUGUCUAAAACUUCACCUCAUUAAUGUACUAGAGUGAUCAUUUCAAUUGAUAAAUUUACUUCCUAGUGACUCUCUGCCAAAGGAGAAAACUUUAUUAGCAUCCGUUUCCCAGCACCCAUACAACUGGUUCAACCGAUCUUCACUGUUUCUAACCUGCCCCUCACCUUCAUGUUGUCUGAUGCUUACCAUAGACAGUUUAUAAUGACUGUGUCAUGUAGUCCAAAGCACGUGGUCACCUCAGGCAGCUGCUUUUGCAACUGCACUUGGUAAAGCAGUGCACCCCAGCAUGUCCUCAGUAGUGUCUCGAAAAAGAACUCUGUGGAGAUCUAGAUGGAGAUGUUAGUACCUGUGAUGUCUUCAAGGUUCUUUCUCCUCCCCUCUCUGCAUUGUUUAAUUGGAACACACAUUUUAAUGAACAGUUGAUCAAUACUGUAUCCAGAGAAAACCAUGUCCUAAAAUGGUCAGCUUGUGGAAGUCUCAGAAUCCUGCUGACUCAACCAAAGGCAGCCUCAUACCCUUCACACCCUCUCUACCUCUGUCCUAAAUGACAGAGACCACUAUAAAUAAUACAUUCAAAUUAAUCUCCAUCCUUUUUAUCAAAAUGUGUACACCAUGGGCUCUCUGUCUUAAAAAUACUAUACCCAUAAAUAUUAUGAGCCAUUAAAAUAAUUCCAUUGCCAUAGCCAUGGCUUUUCUGGUGAUCUGUUCUUUGAAGUGGAUUCUCAUGGUGAUAUGGUUAAUAAUUGACUUCUUAAAGUUUUCUGCUCAUCUGUCUUUAGAAUUCCCCAGUGCAGGCAGACUUUUACUACUACAUUGUAAGACUCCUGUUGAAGUUCCCUGAUUAUUGUAUAGACAGCUGUAGUAGUUAACACAACUGCUGUUUAUCCUUGUGCUUUGGUUAACAAGCAGACUUAAGAGAUGGAUUGGUAUAUGCAGGUGAAUUGAGUUACACCUAACUACCAGGCAAAUCCUCAUGCAGAUAGAGUUUUACGUUGUGACGGGUAAAUUCUUCCAUUCUUUGUGAAAUGAACAGAAGGAUUUGUUAACAUGUGUAGAAUAUUAGAAGAUUCCAGUCAGAAUUGGCAUAGUUAUGAUGGCUGACCACAGAAACUGCUUCAGUUACUUUCCAGUCUUCGGUGUGUCUUACUCUCGUCCCCAGCGCUCCAGAACCCAGGAGAAUCUGCCCUGUUCGCUCUGCCUCGUGAGAUUGAAGUUCUCCUGUUACUGGGUGGGAAAUUGUCCUAAGAUAGGCAAAGUGUGAUGAACUGGCAGAACUGCUGUAAGGCUUUAGGAAGUGUGCUUUGUGCCACUGAAGACUGCACAUAGAGAGAGUCCUCCAAACCCGCCCUGUUCGCUGUCAUCCUAGAAAUGAGCCAAAGCGGUCUUCCAACUGGAUGGUAGCAUGGACACGUGUUUGACUUUCCCCAUCCUAUUGAAAAGUCACAAGACGAGCAAUUUCAAGAUUCAAAAUCCUUGAAAUACUUUGAUGAAUACUUACCAGAUUGUAACGUCUCGGGCGAGCUGCUCUGGAAUGGAGACUUGGAAGUCAGCAGGUAGGCUAGGGCCCUGCCUCGCUCUCUUGUGCUGUGGAUGUGACUCGGGGCUUCCAGUGCUUCUCCAGGUGCAGCUGUGACUCAGAGCUCAUUCGCUACUCAAACCAUAGACACGUAGGUGAUGGAUGACCUUCAGUAUUUUUGUAUUGAACAAAGUUAUCAAUUUUUGCCAUUAAACAGAUAAUUAGUUAUGCAAAAUAUUUAGCUUUUGUAACCAUUUAGUUGUAACUGAGAGGGGGAUUGAACUGUACCACUGAUAAUGAACUUGGUGAGAAAUUAUUUGUUUAUCUGACUUCAUUCCUUCAGUAUUCUUGCUAUAAAUUUCUUUUGGAGAUAAUGAUUCUUUAUUUGAAAGAUGUCUAAAAUGUAUGUAUAUUUUAUAAAUAUAUAUUAUAUAUAUUAUAGGGAUAUAUAUAAUAUAUAGACUAUAUAUAUCUAUCUAAACCAUGGGUGCAUUGUACUGUUUGCGUCUUCACUUUCGGAGGUAGUAUGCUCACAAGUUGAUGAGUCUGGCGACUGUUGUGCUGUUUGCUUUUACAGUGUAAUAUAUAGUUCCAAGUGUUUAAAUACUGUAUAUACUAUAUUCAUUAUAGGCUAGCAUGCUUGUUUUAAAGACUGUCAUUCUAGUUUAUUAAAAUCUGAAUGUAAGAAAACCUGGCUAUUCAAAUGUGAAUUGAAAAAAUUCCAUUCUCAGAACUGAACUAUUUCCAUAUAACUGAACAUUCAAGCUUUUUGACAAAAUGUGUCAUCGAGAAGGCAAUAGCUAGAAAGUGAGAGGUGCCUUUAAAAAAUCCUACAAAUGCAGCCUUACAGUGAGGGUGAAGAUUGAAUCUGUGUCAGGGGGUGGGAGGGGGAAGAGAGUGUGUGAGAGAUGGUGUGUGUGUGUGUGUGUGUGUGUGUGUGUGUGUGUGUGUGUAUGCGCGUGUGUGUGCGCAUGCGCGCACGGACGCACCAAUCUGUGAAGAUCCUGAUUUGUGAUUGUCAGUGUCGUUUAAUAUAUCUGUUCAACUUCUAGGACUUGAGGGGUCAUCUCCAUAUAGUUGCCGUACUCCUUCGAGCACUUUCUGUGCUUUCCAAGAGUUUUGAAUGUGAACUCCUAGAAAAUUCACUAAAGAAUAAAUAGCUCCUUUUUUUAAAAAUCAAUCUCAGAUAACAAAUUAUUGGUUCCCUGGAAUUAUGGGCUUCUCGCUGAUACUGUAAUUUUGUAAACCUUGACUUUCUAGUGCUUCGUGUGUUUCCCCUGUUCACAAGAGUAUGGCAUAAAGUUGUUAGAUGAUGAGGAUUGGUCUAGUAAAUCUCGCUCUUAGAUGAAACACUUGAACUAACUCAACUCCACCUAACAGUAGUCGUGAAGACCUGAAACGGCCUCUCAUAUCUACCUCAUGGUCAUUGCUGCCAUCCUAAGUAGAACAGCGGUCUGCAUUACAGAUAAUAGUCGAUGCAGCUUAAUCAUCUGUCGGUGCUUUUCUCGGGCUGUGUCAUCUCAGCUGCACGCCACAGAGCAGCUUGUAACAUUCGGGCUAGUUUAGGUCUGUCGCUUGUUUCCUUUGUUUUGUUUUCCUAAGGACGGCUUUAAAAUACUAUCAGUGUACUUUUUCGGAGGGAGUUGGUUCCCGGUUGUUAUGUCUGUGAAAUAUAUAUAUAUUUUUUUUGGUUCUUUUUUUCGGAGCUGGGGACCGAACCCAGGGCCUUGCGCUUCCUAGGCAAGCGCUCUACCACUGAGCUAAAUCCCCAGCCCCUUGUGAAAUAUUUUUAACCAAGAAUCAGAUCGUUAGUGAAUUUACCUGAAACUCCAGCCAUAGACACUCUUAUGUAAUCCAACCAAUUGAAAGGUGAAGGCAAGAGAAUCACAAGUUCAAGAUCAUCCUCAGCUGUAUAAGGAGCUCAAGGCCAGCCUGGGCUACACAAGGCCAGCCUGGACUACACGAACCCUUGUCUCAAUACAACAAGAAGUGUACCUGGAAAGGGAAGUCUAGUUUUAUUUGGCUUACUUUAUUCUUGAAAGGCAUUUCAACGCUCUUAGGUAUAUAAUUAUUCACCUUACUGACUUAGAAAAUGCCUCUCUAAGCCUGCUACUUCUUUGUUUAUAUUUCAGUACUUAGAAUGUUUGACACUGGGAUUCUGGUUGCACAAAAGUAGUAUCAGAUGAAGUGUGUGUGUGUGUGUGUGUGUGUGUGUGUGUGUGUGUGUGUGUGUGUGUGUGAGAGAGAGAGGGGGGGGUGGUGGGGAGAGUGUGAGAUGGGGGGAGAGAGAGAAUGUGUGUGUGAAAUACAUUAUUUCUUAAAGUCCAUUUCAGUGGAAGGCCAGAGGAUGAGUAUAUCUGUUUAGCAGGUAAACAAUGUGAAUCAGUGUCCACAUCAGGCCUGUAGUUAGGUCUCUGUGUCCAUGGAAGGGACCCCACAUUGACCAAGUGUUUAACAGAACCUUUACAUCAGUUUUAUUGCUAUGAGUUUAAUGUUGAGAGGAUUACGUCAGACCAAAGGAGAGCUUUAGACCCACCCUUUAUUCUAACGAUGUUCCUGAAGCAGUGCUGAAGAUUUUUUUUUUUCUGGAUUUUUCUGGAUCUUGGCUAGUCAAGGUUUAGGUGUCAUUUAACUGGGACCACAUGCUCAUCAUCCCUCUGGUGCAAAUUAGAGAGUUCAUGUUGAUUUAGACUAACUUUAAUGUCUGCCUGGGUGUUUACCAGGCUGUGAACCAGUGAGUGCCUUGUUAGUGUAGCGUGAUUUACCCGUUGUGCGUUAGGUCUUUCUGAGGGUCUCAGACUGAGCUUCGAGCUGGCUGUGGCGAGCUGCGGAGAUUAGGAACGCAGCAUUAGGAGGUCUUCGGUCUGCCAUGUCCACUCCCCUGCUUUCUCUUCAGUGUUUGGCUGGUGUUGGCCCUUGUGAGAAAACAAGUAGAGCCCUCUUCACACUUUUUUUCUUUUUUAUUCCCGAUUGAGGAGUGUCCCCCAUUCCCACCCCGGCUAUAUGAUCAAAUGCCUGUUUUAGGAAGAACCACUUCUUUGUAAUACUAAAACCUACCACUUACCUUAUGUCUUCUCAGUAUCAGUUUACUGGAGCGGAUCUCAGGGUGUCAUCAGUUCAGAUUCCUAAAUAACCCGUUCCCUCCAGCCCAAACCCCAACUGGUGAGCCCUGAGCCAGAUCGUUUGAUAUUCAGGUAUCUUCAACUUUAGUUACAAUAUCAAUUAAUGUAAAUCCAAAUGCGGAUUCGUGUGGUGCAAGCAGUGUCUUUGUAAAUCCAGGGUGUGGAUAAGCUAACUGAUAUCCAGUUUUGGUGGCUCUAAGUGUAUUAUUUGUUUUUAAAUAAAGUGUACAAACAUA